Molecule: messenger RNA, 426 nt
Organism: Blepharisma stoltei
Lineage: Eukaryota; Ciliophora; Heterotrichea; Heterotrichida; Blepharismidae
Source: the annotation of a GenBank genome assembly
AUGUCAGAGGAAGGAGAUCCUCGUGAGCAGGACAGAUUCUUGCCUAUAGCAAAUAUAUCGAGAAUUAUGAAAAAAGCAUUACCACCUCAAGCGAAAAUAAGUAAAGAUGCUAAAGAAUGUGUCCAAGAAUGCGUAUCCGAGUUUAUCAGCUUUAUUACCAGUGAAGCCUGUGAGAAAUGCUUAAGUGAAAGAAGAAAAACAAUUAGUGGCGACGAUUUAAUGUAUGCAAUGAAUACUCUUGGAUUUGAGAAAUAUAUUGAACCUUUAAGGGUUUAUUUGCAAAGGUAUAGAGAUCUUUCAAAAGGGGAUAAACCUGAAGAAGCUGGGAUUCCUCCAAUGCUUUUCCCAAAUAAUGUGCUAAAACAUGAGGGGAAUGGCGAAGAGGAAGAAGAAGAGGACGAAGAGGAAGAGGAAAAAUCUGAUUAA